Messenger RNA from Cavenderia fasciculata, 432 nucleotides. RefSeq lists its product as uncharacterized. The coding region runs from base 1 to 432 and encodes 143 amino acids. The transcript has a single exon. Lineage: Eukaryota; Evosea; Eumycetozoa; Acytosteliales; Cavenderiaceae. The record is from RefSeq and is a predicted model, not a curated record.
AUGAACUUUGAUAUAUAUAAUUACUUUGAUACGAAUCAGUUGUUUAGAAAUGUAUACUUGUCGAGAGACUCGAGUGACGAUGCAUUAUUGAAUCUUGCUCGUAAUCAUCAGAGCAAAGUGGCAUUGUCAUCUUCAUCUUCAUCAUCACCUCCAACAACUCCACCACAACCACCAACACCAUCACCAUCAUUAGUAUCUGCAGUAGCUCCAUCCUCCCCAAUUGUCAAUUCACAACAACAACGAAACAACAAGGCACCAUUAACUCAAGAUCAACAACAACUAUAUAAUAUAUUACCUUCACUAGUUAAUCUUGAUAAAAAGGAUUAUUGUUAUGGUUUGGGUCAAAGAGAUGCCGAGGUUCCCUAUCUAUUUGUCAAACAAUCUAGUCUUCAAACAAGUGAGUUUUCAUUCCCUGCUACAUACAAGUAUUAA